Molecule: messenger RNA, 3002 nt
Organism: Vicugna pacos (alpaca)
Lineage: Eukaryota; Metazoa; Chordata; Mammalia; Artiodactyla; Camelidae
Source: RefSeq, a predicted model, not a curated record
GGACCUUCUGCCCGCCCCGCCAGACGGGCACCUGUGCCAGGAGCCUUGUUGAAUCCACUGAGAAGGGGCCUGCACAGCGAACACCAUGAGCAUCUCAGCUCUUGGAGGCACCACCAAAGGGAAGCCUCUCCCACCAGGCGAGGAGGAGCGUAAUAAUGUCCUCAAGCAGAUGAAGGUUCGAACCACGCUGAAGGGGGACAAGAGUUGGAUCACCAAGCAGGAUGAUUCGGAGGGCCGCACCCUAGAGCUGCCGUCAGGCCGGAGUCGUGCCACAUCCUUUUCCUCACCUGGGGAGGUGCCUAAGGCCAGGCCCCCGAACACAAGGGCUCCCACUGGCUACAUCAUCCGGGGAGUGUUCACCAAGCCCGUAGACAGCUCGUCCCAGCCCCAGCAGCACUUCCCCAAAGCCAACGGAGCUCCAAAAAGAUCUGGAAGCAGGAGGGGGCCUGCAGGUAGACACAUGGAAACACCUUGCCUCUCCAGCGCUGCCAAUCUGCUGAAAGCAGCCCCUUCUGGGCCUCCCCACCCCUCCUCCUCGGGCUACAAGAUGACCACAGAAGAUUACAAGAAGCUGGCACCCUACAACGUCAGGCGCAGCUCAGCAUCAGGGGCUCCUGAAGAGGAGGUGCCCAUCUCUUCUGAUGAGCAGAAACGGAGGUCAGAAGCUGCAAGCAGCGUGCUGAGGAAGACGGUCCCCCGUGAGCACUCCUAUGUCCUAUCAGCGGCCAAGAAGAGCAGCAGCCCUGCCCAGGAGACACAGGCCCCAUUCAUUGCGAAGAGGGUGGAGGUGGUGAAUGAGGAUGUGCCUUCCGAGAAAAGCCAGGACCCACCUGCUCUGGAAAGAUCCCCUCCCAGCUUCAGCAGCACGGACAGAGGCAGAGCCCAAGCAUCUCGGGUGAUGUGGACAAAGCGCAUGCCCAGCCCCGCCAGGACUUGGGAGCCCAGCCCAAGAGGUGAGGAGACUGUCUGCCUGCAGAUCAUGAUGCCUGGGGUGGGACUCCGCCUGGUGGCCCCAGACCUGGAAGGAAUGAGGUCUUCCCCAGGUGCCAAAAACAAAGAGGCCCCCAACGCCAGAGAGCCCAAGAGAGACUUGACUGGUGAAGGGGACUUCAAGGGCUCUGAUCAAGACUCUGACAGAUCAAGUGCACAGUCAAGUGCUGGCCACGUGGGAGCUGGAGCCACAGGCUCCCCACCUGAAGGCUUGGCUGGAGCAGACAUCAGCUCUGGGAGAGGAGGGGAAUUACCAGUGCUGAAUCUUGCUCCUUCUCCUACCCUUUGCCACUGGCUCUCAAGCCCCUCCCAAGGAGGCACAAGGCGGGCGCGAGACAGACUGUGCUCAGCUGCUGGCUUCAGCCCUGUCCUGGAUGAUCAGGAGGUAGACAGCGCCAACUUGCAGCCUCGCAAGCCUGGACCAGCAGCCACCAGUUCUGGUGCCACAUUGGCCUCUGCUGUCCUGGCUGACAGGAAGAGCAACAGCCCAGCAGACCUGGAGGACACGGAGACAGACCUGAAGGGCUCCUUGGCAGGUUUUGAGGAGAAGAAUGUGGUCACCAAGGUGGUAGAGGCCUGGCAGGGGAGGCCUGGAGCCCUGAGAGAUGGCCAGGGAGAAGCAGCUGCACCCACCCAGCCAUCUGCAGACCCCAGCACCCCAGAGCAGCAGAGCAGCCCUGGAAAACCUGCACAGCUCCUGGAACUGGACAGCCAGGCCAGCAGCUCCUUGGCAGGUUUUGAGGAGAAGAAUGUGGUCACCAAGGUGGUAGAGGCCUGGCAGGGGAGGCCUGGAGCCCUGAGAGAUGGCCAGGGAGAAGCAGCUGCACCCACCCAGCCAUCUGCAGACCCCAGCACCCCAGAGCAGCAGAGCAGCCCUGGAAAACCUGCACAGCUCCUGGAACUGGACAGCCAGGCCAGCAGGGUGAGAAACCCCUCAAGCUAUAUGGUCACUGUUGCCACCACUGCCACCUCUGAGCAGCCUGAUGUUUACAUCCCAGCGUCUCCAAGUGAAUCGGACUCCAAGUCAACCAGCAAAGGGAUUGUAUGUGUGAAAGAGUACAUGAAUGCUGGGGAGCGCUCUUCCGAGAGGCUGCUGUCUUCACUCUACAACAGUAUCGGCAGCAUUGAGGACUCAUGCAACAUGGAGAAGAAACUCCCAUCUGAGAGAACAACUGGUGGAAUCUGUACUUACUGCAACCGGGAGAUCGGAGACUCUCCAAAGAUUACACUAGAACAUCUUGGCAUCUGCUGCCAUGACUACUGUUUUAAGUGUGGGAUUUGCAGUAAACCGAUGGGUGAGCUUCUGGAUCAGAUCUUCAUUCACCGUGACACCAUUCACUGUGGGAAAUGCUAUGAGAAGCUCUUCUAGGCUGAGAAGAAACUGAUGACUCCUGGACAGUUACUCCGAGUUGCUGGCUCUUCUUCCGUCACUUCCCCCUCCUCCAUUUGAUUUCUCCAUGCUUUUGUCCUUCUUGAGUUGAACUUGCUUUCAUCCAGUAGCGUAUCUUAAUGAUGCUAUGAUAAUUACUCAUGCGUAUAGCUUUUUAUAGCUUAGAAAGCACUUCGCACCCAUGAUCUUGCUUCAGGCUCAAGCAAAGAAUUCCAUCUUGGCUUCCCUAGGACACGGCGGCUUCCUGAUGAGUUGAGGUGGCCUGACAUGAUAGGCCUCUGCAGGAGCACGGGGUUCAGUGUGUACUGACUCUUGGGACAGAGAACAGAUCACAUUCUGGUUCACAGUUCUGAGUGUACCUUUGGGACUUAAGAGCAGUAGGAGACACCCUGAAGCUUCUGAAGGGCCAGGCUGAAGACUGUUGAUGAUCCCUGGUGGGUAAAUUAUAGACAUUGACUGCUAGGGAUUGACAUAGGCUAAUGUUUAGCUUGUUUAUUUUUUAAACUUUCCAUAUACUUUUAUGGGUAGCUAGCUGCUUUUGAUUGAGUUAUAUGGCAGGUUUUAAUUACCUCCUCCUACCUAGCUUUCAGUACAGUUGACUUUUUUCCUACAGGCAUGUGGG